Messenger RNA from Acanthoscelides obtectus, 303 nucleotides. NCBI's taxonomy places the organism in Eukaryota, Metazoa, Arthropoda, Insecta, Coleoptera, Chrysomelidae. The record is from the annotation of a GenBank genome assembly.
AUGAAGAUAUGUCUAUGCUAUCUCGGUGACCCUGGAUAUCAACAAGGUAUUGGUCAGGAAAUUGGUGUUAGUCAAGCAAUGGUAUGUCGGAUUAUGGAUAGAGUUGUGAACAGCAUAGUUACACAGUCGAACGAAUGGAUCAAGUUUCCAACUACCAACCAUGAACUGAUGGAGGUCAAGAGGAUAUGGUACUGCCUUGAGAUAAUCAAUACUAAGGGUCAAACAGCAUACAAAAGGUUAAACGAGGUCUUUGCAGCCCCAAUGUUAGUCUUGAUAUGUAACAUCGUUGGAUGCUUUCACUAG